CACUCAUUAACCUCCACGCCUCCUCCGACAAGAGCUGGAGACUUUGGAGUGUCUUUGAGAGUCAGUCUGACGGCAGGACUCAGGAUUAAUGAAGACGAAGAUCCAGAGGAACCUGAGGAACAGGAAUCAGCAGGAGCUGUGGCUGUUUGUGUUUUGGCUGACGGAUGUGAGCGCUUCAGCUCUGGUUUAGCAUCAGCAUGAAGUACUUGGCUCACACCGCCCACUGGCAGUUCCUUGGCCUCAUGUCCGGGGUGCUGGCUUGGAUCCUCAUCGUCGCCACCACUGGCCUCAACGAUUGGCGUCUGUGGUUCGUGUCCGACAUGUCAGUGGUCAGCUCAGGCGUGGCCUGGGUGGGCAUCUGGAGGGCCUGUUUCUACAGCCACGCCCUCCCUGCCAUCGAGAACUGUCGGAGCAUUGGCCUCUCAGACAGCUUCGCCCCCGCAGAGAUCCCUGCCGCCCAGGUGCUGAUGGUUUUGGCGCUGUUUUGCGGUCUGCUGGGAAACAUUAGCGCGGCGGCAGCCAUGAGGAUGGUGUACUUCUCUAUGAAGGAUCGCAGGAACAUUCGGACACUCUUCAGGCUGGCGGGGGGACUCUACCUGCUGACCGGGUCAUGCAGCUCGGUGCCGCUGCUGUGGAACAUGAACUCGGUUCUGACCAACAGAACCAUCCACUUCCCUCCGGACUUUCACCUUCCUGCAUCACCGGCCCACCAGCAUGUUGGCCCAGCCAUCAUCGUGGGCGUCUUUGCCUCCGUCCUGACACUUGUCAGCGGGCUGCUGUUCCUCUGCUACCGAUAUGCAUGGGAGGCCCUCGGCUCAGAUGCCCCCGAAGACCUCGGGGAGCCAGAAACAAGACUGGAGCAGAAGUCUGGAUUACCGAAAGGAGACCAGCAGGGCGGAGAUAAUCCAGCAUUUCACAGAGAAGACCACCCAUGAGGGGAAACAUCUCAUCAAAAACAUUUCACUAACUCAAAGCCAUGGAUCUUCCUCUUCUCCAUCAGGGCAAAAGAGUCCUAGACAGGAGAAACGUUUUUAUAUCACAGCGCUGUUGAAUCACUCUUAUUGACCUGAAGAACCACAGAAAAUAAUUAAGGAAAUCCUCUAAAAUGUAAUUGGUGUCGAUGGUAAACCUCUGUGAAACCCUCCAGACGGGACAGACAGAUCAAAGCAGGGUUUCUAUUGCACGUUCAUUCUGGUGAUGCAUCACCACACUACAGCUGUGAUUCAAAAAUAAAGACAGAUUCAA
Molecule: messenger RNA, 1245 nt
Organism: Eleginops maclovinus (Patagonian blennie)
Lineage: Eukaryota; Metazoa; Chordata; Actinopteri; Perciformes; Eleginopidae
Product: claudin-34-like
Exons: 3
Coding region: 198-935 (245 amino acids)
Biological process (GO): bicellular tight junction assembly; cell adhesion
Cellular component (GO): bicellular tight junction; plasma membrane
Molecular function (GO): structural molecule activity
Source: RefSeq, a predicted model, not a curated record